UUAGAACUCAGUCUGGAUGGCUUCUUUUCACGAUGUUCGCAGGAUUCUGCAGAAGUGGGACAAGGGCAGUCCCAGCGUCCGCCAGGCGAUGCUACGUGACUUCGUCUCCCAGUGUUCUAACAUGACUGCUCCGGAACUGGAGCGACAGUUCUCCGACUGUGCGAGUCUCUUCCUGGCCCGUCUCACCGUCUGGCUCCGCAUCAACUACCUGCGAGGCCCGCUCAAACUACUCCUGAAAGCCAUCAGCAUCUUCCUCUCCUCUGCUAGCGGGAACCAUUUCCUGGCCGAGUUCCUGGAGGUGGGCGGGGCUCUGACGGUGCUGGAGGUGGUGGGAGUGAGGGGAGGGAGGGAGGAGAACAAGGCUGGGGGACUGAGGCUGCUGGCUAUUGUCGCAGAUCGCGGUCGGCAGUUCAGGGAACUGCUGUGUGAGAGUUUCGGUCAGUUCUUCUCCCUCACGUACACCGUCAAGCUUUUUGACUGCCCCAUUCCACCCAGAAUAUCCCCUCUUCCCCCUCCCUCUGUAGCGGUGAAGGUGGUGGCAGAGUGUCUGGCCCACUCAUCAUCUGAAGAGACUCAGGAAUUGGCUCAGAAUCUACUCCACCAACUAUUCACUGGGAACCCUCACUACCAGAGUCAGGUGUACAAGGCUCUCAUUGGUCUGCUGUCUUCCUCCUCUCCUGCUGCCCAGAGAAUGGCAGCCCACACACUCACUCUGGUCCAGCCUGCCAUGGGAGCAGUGAGUGUGGCUAUUGUGGAACCAACACUGCAGUUGCUGCGUAGCCCACACGCCAGUGUCCAACGUGAAGCUGGUUGUCUUCUGGAGGAGCUAGUUGUCAGUGAAGAGGUUCAGCUGUCUAUACUGACUGGACUAGUCGGUCUCCUCAAACUACCCGACAGUCAUCUGCCACAUCUUACCAAUCAGAAUGCAGUUCCCAGUCCAGUCCACCUCCAGCAGGCCGGGGCAGCCAAAACCAUCAGUUCACUGAUCACCACUACUGGUCCAGAGCUCACAGACACACUGAAUGAUCUGAAAGUGGUUCCCCAUCUUCUCCAUGCAAUGGCAAACACUGCUCACUCUGACUGCCAGAAACAAGCCUCUCUGGCUCUUCACGUUCUGCUGAAGGCGGUACCAACUGUGGCUGAUGACAUCCGACGCAUGAUUGGAGAUUCUUUUCUUGAGAAAUUCCUGGCCAGUCCAGUCACAUGUUAUUCCUCCCUCUCUCCCUCCGAACUUGACGUCCUCCUGGCUGCAGUUGCCUUGGAGACGAACUCUUGACCUCACAUCAUAUUUCCUUAUCACCAUCAACCAUCAUAAUGUUCAAAAAUGCAUUAUAAUACAAUAAUAUACACAGUCUGUUAUUCACACACCCUCUAAAACGUGAUAAAAAUGCAUGUUAUAAUGGAGCUAUAUGCUAUAUGUCAGUCAGCCAUAAGAGAGAGAGAGAAGAGAGUGUUGCUACUGGUGGGGAGCUUUCCACUUCCUCAUCUCAUGUCCGCCCUGAUUGGGGUGGGCUCGGCCCACAUUCCUGUUCCGGAGAAUGGUCUGGCGACGCUCCGCCCUUGCCUUCACGUGUUCGGGGCGAGGGAGGACGAGAUGGAUGAUGAGGAUGAGGACAAAGAUGCCGAUCAGGAGCCCCACACCUCCCGCCAGGACCGCCCACCACUUGUCUCGGACAAAGUCCAGGGCCUGGUUCACGUUGCCGGGGGAGAACAGAUUGGUCAGUCUGUCCAACGCUCCUUCACUGUCGACCUGGAAGCAGUUGUUGAGAAAAUCGCAGUAUCCUCUGAAGUUGUUGCAAGGUGCACCGACGGGGAGCUGCAGUCCUGUCCCCCCAGGCAACAAGGAACUGUCCAUUUCUGCCAGAGCUAUGGUUGACAUGCACUCCUGGUCUUCCAGCUGGCAACACAAAUGACAUUCUUCUUCCUCCGUCACACACGAACAUUGACUGGCGUUCAGGACCACACAGAAUGACCCCGUACACUCCUGUAGUUGGAUUACAUCAUCAUUACGUAAUGAUGGAGACUAUCCACACUAGGAUUAGAUUUCCAGUUGAAUUACAUCAUCAUUACGUAAUGAUGGAAUGGAGCAAGAUUGCUGGAACCUUUACACACAUAGCCCC
This is a messenger RNA of Geodia barretti, 2120 nucleotides long. The record is from the annotation of a GenBank genome assembly. NCBI's taxonomy places the organism in Eukaryota, Metazoa, Porifera, Demospongiae, Tetractinellida, Geodiidae.